CAGUGAUCAAUUAAGACUAUCCAGACCCCACCCAGCACGAAAAACAGACAGAACUGUAAGCUGGAUAGCUGUUCAGGUUUCAUUCCCAGCCAUUGUUUGUCAGUCGCCCCCUGUACUUUUAAGCGAUGAAUAAUCACCUGCAUUGUGGGGCCGGACCUGCAGUCAUGCUUGUCUGCCCACCAUACUACAUUGGGAUUAUGUUUCUUCCAAUCAUGCUCUCUCACCACUGCCGAAUUGAACUGCACCCGGUACUCGAAGAUCCCUCCAUAUCUCCUCUUGAAUGCAAAGUUGAGGUGCUAAAACUCCACAAGCCGCUUAGAGACGCUGACUCAACCAAUCUGCAUACCGAGAAAAUUGGCACUGGGGCAUGUUUGUCAGGAUGAGGCUCGACCCGAUGCCGUUGCGUGUCAUGCAACCUUAUUUCAUCGCACGAGAUCGAUUAAGUGCCACCGACCAUGUCUUGACUUGCAUUAGAGUCGUCGAGAGACCGUGGUAAAGAGUUUGUUAGAUCCACCUCGCUUUCUUCUCUGCAGGAGGUUGAGCUCUUCGGUCAAAUUCUAAACCAAUACAUUUGCUCGAUUGAGAUCGUGAAGCGGUGACAGGAGGAAGAAUUGGCCUUCCAGUUGACGACUUUCAGUAGCACGAACUGCAGAGCUUGCCCCAAAGUAUAAGUAGAAGGGAAGAUCACCGUCAAGUUGGAUGUCACCAAGCCACUCAGACAUUCAGACUUGCAACUCCAAGAUCUUCUCUCUUCUCAACUCUUUCCAAGAUGAAAUUCUCUACCGUCGUCGCCACUUUGGCAGGAGCAGCAGCCGUUGAGGGUACUGGCUUCACAUUCGACCGUCUCAACAAGACUGACGCUGUUCUCCUCGUCGUCGACCACCAAAUUGGUCUCACUGAAUUGGUCCGUGACUACGGUGUUGUUGAAUACAGAAACAACAUUCUUGCUCACGCGGCUCUUGGCAACCUUUUCAACCUUCCCACCAUCUUGACCACCUCUGCUGAGACUGGACCCAACGGUGCUUUGCCAAAGGAGAUCAUCGAGAUGCAUCCAAAUGCACCAUAUAUCAAGCGAAACGGCGAAGUCGACGCCUGGGACAACGCCGAAUUCCGCGCCGCCGUCAAGGCCACCGGAAAGAAGCAAGUCAUCCUCGCCGGUAUCGUUACCGAAGUCUGCACCUCUUUCUUGGCUCUUUCUCUCAGAGCCGAGGGUUACGAUGUUUGGGCCAACACCGACGCCUCUGGUACUUUCAACGACAAAAUCGCCGCUGAUGCGAACCGCCGCAUGGAGCAAGCUGGUGUCCAUCUUUUGGGCAUGUUCGGAAUUGCCAUGGAUCUCAUGCGCGAUUGGAGAAACACCCCUGGUGCUGCUGAGGUCUUGCCCUUCCUUGAUGUAUACUUGCCAUCAUACUCGCUUGUUGCAAGAGCUCAUGGAUACGCCAUCACCAAUGGCAGCUUGAUCGAUGGCGAGCAGCAGAUCUUGUAAAUGUGGCAUUGAAAAGGCCAAAGCUAAGCGAAAGAUGACAAAGGAGAUAGCUAGCUGGCAGAAUUGUAGGGGUUGAAGGGUGAGAGGCGCUGUGGAGGUGGUAGUGGUAGAGGUGGAGCCGGAGAUAUAUUUCAUUGAGUGGAGAAAUACAAAG
Messenger RNA from Cadophora gregata, 1640 nucleotides. RefSeq lists its product as uncharacterized. The coding region runs from base 770 to 1486 and encodes 238 amino acids. Lineage: Eukaryota; Fungi; Ascomycota; Leotiomycetes; Helotiales; Ploettnerulaceae. The record is from RefSeq and is a predicted model, not a curated record. The transcript is spliced from 7 exons.